Pectinophora gossypiella (pink bollworm) is the source of this 2088-nucleotide messenger RNA. RefSeq names its product ubiquinone biosynthesis protein COQ9, mitochondrial-like (gene Coq9). The record is from RefSeq and is a predicted model, not a curated record. Gene Ontology annotation, molecular function: ubiquitin-protein transferase inhibitor activity; lipid binding. The coding region runs from base 296 to 2053 and encodes 585 amino acids. The transcript is spliced from 2 exons. Lineage: Eukaryota; Metazoa; Arthropoda; Insecta; Lepidoptera; Gelechiidae. Gene Ontology annotation, biological process: ubiquinone biosynthetic process. Gene Ontology annotation, cellular component: mitochondrial inner membrane; cytoplasm.
AAGUGUGAAAUGGACAAUAUCGUUGUCUCAUUCGAACGAAAUGCGUAUUGUGUGCGAAUGUCAAAUGAUUGUCAAAAAAUCCAGAAAAACCAAAAUCAAAUGUGUGAAAUUAAAUGCUAGUUAACCUUGUAUAUGAGUUUUGCAUUUUUGAAGGACAUUAAAGCGGAUAAAAAAAUAGAAAACCGAUAUAUAUCCGAUAAACUUCUAUCUACAAGAAUAACGAUACAACAUGAGUAAGUUACCGGGACUUCUUCGAUAGUUCAUUGGAAAUCGAACUCUUACACCAUCUUAAGUCAUGGAACAAAGUGUAGAUGUUGUAGACCUAGUGUCUAGCCUGUUGGAUUCAGGAAAAUACAAAGAAGCCCUUAGUGUGCCAAAUGAUGAAAAAUACGUCAACAGCUUUAAGGAUAAUUGCUGGGAUCUGAUAUCUGUUGUCAUAGGCAAGAUUCAAGAUGACACUAUUGUUAUAAAGCCAUCAUUAUAUGGUACUUGCGAAGAAUUACUUGCAAUGAUUAUACAGAAGUCUGCACCAGAGGAAGCACUUCUAGAAUUCAUAGAACAGAUAGAACUGGCUAAAAAUGAUGCUCAAUUCAGUAUUAUUUUGCAACCAUUACAACAACUGCUGAAAAAGUUGUCUGCAAAACGAGGAAGAUCACUGGAAUGGUGUUUGAAUUCCAUUAGCACAUAUAUUGAAACUAUUCCUACUCCAAACCAUCAACUGGAGGGCAAGGAACGUCUAUUGAUGGAUUCUGACAACAAUGUGAGAAGAAUUACAAAAGUUUACACUUUAGUGCCUCCAUUCUACACUCCCUUUAUCAAGGAAUUAGAUCAUGUUGAUAUGAACAUCAACACUAAACAAAUAAUAACAGCAUUUCUGAUUAGUCUUCUUGGUAAACCAUUGAUACAUAUAGACUUGGAUCCAGAUUCAAAUGGCAUGAGUGAAGCUAGACAAGCCUGCACCACCAUAAUUCAAGAUAUUUGCAUAUUAGAAAAAGAUAUUCUUAAAUUUCUGGUCUUGAUAGAAGUUUGCUACAAGGAGAGUCAUAAAACUAAGUCAAAGGCAUCAGAUGAUGAAGACGAGAGGACACCUUAUGAAAACAGAGAUAAAAUUAACAUGACUACUCUUUCUGGAUUGUUUUAUUGUGUAUUUUCAGGCCAUUUUCAAAUUCCUGAAGCAGCAUUGCCUCAAGUAUAUUCUAAUGAGUAUGUUGUCCAUACUACAAUGUUAUCUGUAGUUCAUUUGCUGAGUUGCCCUGAGUAUGGACCUCUUGCUAAAGCUAUUUCUCUGUGUAAGGCACUGCUCAAUAGAUUUUCUUCAAAUAUUACACAUAGUUUACCUGUUCCAUCAGUGCAUUAUGAUUUAAUCAAGAGUUUGGUCAAUAUUGCCAUUUAUUCAAGUUUUGAAUCAAUUCGUAAGAAUGCUGUUAAAUUGAUAGGUUCUCAUAUCAGUAAAUUUGAUUUUAAAGCAAGAUGUAUGCUCAUAAAAUAUUUACUGGAUAUUGCUAACCAUUCAGGUAUGAUUGGUUAUGCCAUUACUUUGUAUAAGAAUUCAAUUGAUGAAGCAUUCAAUAAUGACAAACUGCCAGAAUGCUUUACAGGGGCUCAGCUUAUGAACAUGAUUAAAAAAAUCUGUUACUUACCUCAUGGUGCAGAAUCUGAUAUGGUUGAGUUAGCUGACCAGAUAAUAACAGCUCUGAACUUUUUGCGAUAUCUAGCAAUAAAAGAUACAGAAAAUGCAACUGGAAUAAGAGACUGCUUUUCUACAAUUGAAACAGAUUACUUGGAAAAAUUGAGAACUGGACUGAAUAUGUCUAAAGCACAUUAUGAAGUAAAGCUUAAAGAUAUUGAAGAGGAAAAGAAUCAACCUGAAGGGAAAAUUGAGGUUUCUAUCAAUGUUGGAGGCAAUAUCUUGGAUAAAAUACCCACAGAAAACAAGAAAGAAAUUGUAAAUUCAGCACUAAAUGCCUUCCACUUGAUCGAGGGGCUCGUAGCAAGAUUGUCUGAAUGCAUAAAUAUUAAUAAACUACAAGGGCUUACAAUGGAUGUGCAAUAAAAUGAUAAUGUUUUAAUAAAUCAUUUAUUUUUUGA